Myotis davidii is the source of this 3857-nucleotide messenger RNA. It is a transcript of the gene LRRC3, whose product is annotated as leucine rich repeat containing 3. The transcript has a single exon. Gene Ontology annotation, cellular component: plasma membrane. The record is from RefSeq and is a predicted model, not a curated record. Lineage: Eukaryota; Metazoa; Chordata; Mammalia; Chiroptera; Vespertilionidae. Gene Ontology annotation, molecular function: protein binding. The coding region runs from base 52 to 924 and encodes 290 amino acids.
GCCCAUUGCUCCUCUGUUUCACGUUUUCCUGGCAGGCGAGGACAAGAGUUUAUGUCCCUAUCGGAAGCAGCAUCCAGGGAAGCGGGGAAGGAUGUAGGCCCACAGCCCCGGGCUGGAGGAGCACGCCGUCUGCCCCCAGGUGCGGUCAGGAUGGGCCCCACGGGCAAGCAGAGCCUCUCGUCCGUGCCGGCCCCCAUGGGAGGGUCUUGCCUCCUCCUCCUCUUCUGCCUUCGCCUGGGCACCUCCUGCCCGCAGAGCUGCCAGUGCCCCGACCACGAUGGGGCUGUGGCCGUCCACUGUAGUGCAAGCGGCCUGCAGGAGAUCCCCAAGGACAUCCCCGCCAACGCCGUGUUCCUGAAGCUCGACGCCAACAAGAUCGCCCGCGUCCCCAACGGAGCCUUCCAGCACCUGAGCCAGCUGAGAGAGCUGGACCUGUCCCAGAACGCCAUCGAGACCAUCGGCCCCGCUGCCUUCUCGGGCCUGGCCGGCGGCCUGCGGCUGCUGGACCUGUCUCACAAUCGCAUCCGCAGGAUCCCCAAGGACGCCCUGGGCAAGCUCAGCGCCAAGAUCCGCCUGUCCCACAACCCCCUGCACUGUGAGUGUGCCCUGCAGGAGGCCCUGUGGGAGCUGAAGCUGGACCCCGACUCGGUGGACGAGAUCGCCUGCCACACCUCCGUGCAGGAGGAGUACGUGGGGAAGCCGCUGAUCCAGGCCCUGGACGCCGGCGUCAGCUUCUGCAGCACCCACCACAAGACCACCGACGUGGCCAUGCUGGUCACCAUGUUCGGCUGGUUCGCCAUGGUGAUCACCUACGUCGUGUACUAUGUGCGUCAGAACCAGGAGGAUGCCAGGAGACACCUGGAGUACCUGAAGUCCCUGCCCAGCACCCCCGUGUCCAAGGACCCCCUCAGCCCUGCAUCCUAGUGCCCGCUGAGGGCCAUCACUCUGUGGCAGGUGGUGACUGACUCCCGCUCCUGGUGUCCCCCUGGCCAGGUGGUAUCACAGCUGCUUCUGUGCAGUGCACACUCUGAUCAAACACUUCCUCCAAUUGCACUGAGUCACCCCAGUGCCCUUCGAGCCAGGAGACUCUAUCAGACCCGCUGAGGGAGGAAGAAACGAAGCUUAGAGAACAGACUGACUUGCCUGUGAUGUCACAGGAAACGAUCCAGUCGGGACUUAAAACCAGGCUGCCUCUAAGAUGUCCCUUCCACUCGCAGGCCUCUCCCGUGUGGCACCGUGGGAGCGAACGCAUUCAGAGAAGGAGGGGCUUGUGUCCAUGACUGCGGAUAUCCCCGGUGGAGUUUGGGGUGCAGAUUCACCUGUCGAAGACACAGGUGACCCCACACUGCGGAACGGACGCGCCUCUGCUCCCCUAGUAGUUCCUGAACACAUUGGACCACAGCAUCUGUCCGGAGCCAAGUAGGAGAGCCCAGGAGGGGGAAGGGAGUGAACAACCAUGUUUAUUCUCAAAUGACUGUGAGGAAUAACACUUGGACCCAAAUUUCAGUCCGGCGAGAGGGGGAAAACCCCAAAACCUGAAACUGAAACACCACAGAGAGGAACCCGAGGGCAAGCUCGGCCCAAGUCCCACGCGGUCUGCCUGGCUCGUGGGAAGGCCGGUCAUCAUGGUCGCCGUAGUGCCUUGCUUUUCUACUCACCAACACCUAAAGCAGCUCCUUUCAAAGGACAGGACCGAUGAGUGAUGUUUCAAGGCCAAUCAACGGGAUUCCUCCUUUUCUCCAACAAGCGCGCUCUCUCUCUCUCUCCCUUCCCUCCCCCCUCCCUCUUUCUCUCUCUCUCCACCUUUGCUGCCAGGACUCUCAGAGCUCACUGAGUGCUCGAUUUUCUCAUACUAUAGCUACACGUCCAGGGCAGACGUUACCUCCACCUUUAUGACUCUGAUUCAUCUUCCCAGUUUUAUGUUACUGUCUUUUGUAUGAGUGUUUAUAUUUUACACGACUUGGAAUAUAUUUUUUGGGGGGGGGAAGCAAAUAGGGAUAAAUGGCUAGGAACUGAAUGUAGAAAGGACAGGAGCCUCAUCAAGCAGAAGCUCAGAAGCGAUGAACGAUGGCGGGUGGUUGGUACUUGGAAAGUUCCGAGUGACUUGACGUGGGAAACGAAUGUGGGGUCGCAUUUACAUGCCGAUCCGGAGACCCAGCCGCUGCACAGAGACCUGAGAGGCUCGUCCGAACGCGGCUGUGACUUCUCAGUCACGUGCAUAAACAAGGACCCGCCAAGAGGUUCCCAAUGCCUCCCACACCCUAAGGCGCUGCGCCCGUGUUCACGGGGUGGGGGUGGGGGCGUGCACAGCAUGUGCAGGGUAAAGAGAGGGGCUCACUGUCCAGAGUGGCCGUGGGAGGCAGGGUGACUCGGCCAUCAAUGGCCACCUGCUGCUCCACAGGCCGCCAGCCCACAGCUCUGCCCACCUUUCCAGUGACAACUAAAGCCAAGAAGUCUGUCCACGUGUGUGACAAAGGCUGUGUGGAGCAGGUAGGCUCCGCUGCCGGCUGACCGGCAGGACACAGCCUCCUUGGGUGAUCUGGGUCCCCUCCCCCCAUCCCAUGUGCACUGGUGGGGACAGGGUCCUACCCCACAAGGAACUCACCUGUGGGCCUCCCUGAUGGCUGUGACCCCGGGGUCAGGGGAAGAGAGCAGCACAGGCCCAGGGGUAGAGGGGAGUGUCAGGGUCCUGCAAGGCCUCUUGUGGGUGCCGCCAGCCUCAGCACUUUGGAGGGCCCCUCCUUGCUGCGAGGGACUCCAUUUGCUCUUACCCCCAAAUCAGCCAGCGCCCAAUGCCACCACACGUGGCUCUUCAGGGGGUGCAUGGAGAGUAGGUGGGCUUUCCCCCUCCCGACCACUUUGCUGGCCCCCUGCCCAAGGCCACCUUCCCUUGGUGUGGACCCUGUGGGGACGGGGAGGUGGGUGAGAAGUGGGCGAGGACCUAGAGCACUCAAGGGCCCUCUCCCUUGCAUCGAGAGCCGUCAGGGGCUGCCCACCUCCAGCCUUUUGGGGCUCUUCACCCCUCAUGGAGUCUCCCAGGGGAGGACACCUCCCUCCAGGAAGACCCCCAGGACCUCAACUCCAAGACCCCCAGCUCCUCCCUGCUCAUGGAGCUCCCAGCCCUGGUGCCUGAGAACAGUUUCAGGGCACAGCCCUCUCCUCUUCUUUUUUCUUCUCCCCCUUCCCCUCCUUCCUCUCCCUCAAGGAACCCCUUAGGAUGAUGCCCUGCCUGCACCCCCACAUUCUUUGCUGCCAUAUUGAGUAUGGGCCCCUGGGUGCCCUCUGGGCCCUUAGGCUGAUGCAGCCUUCCCCACCCCACCCCACCCCACCCCAUUGGCUCCAGUGUUUGACCCCAUCUUACAUCUGUAGAGGCCAGGGUCAGGCUGGCCCCGUCCAGGGGACCAGUGUUGACAAUGGUGGUGACAUGGCAAAAGGGGUGCCUCCGCCGGCCCAUUCCCCAGCUCUCUUUGCCAUCCAGAUAACAGGCUCUUCAUAGGGCCUGGGGGUCCAGGCCAGACAACUUUGGGGUUCCUCAUGGGGUAGAGGGGUGUAGUGAGCAGAGGCCCCUGGGCACCCACAUGGGCGCUGGGCACCGGCCCUGCCUGCUGACUGGCUCUCCUGCAGCGGGUCCUCAACAGAAGCGUUUGCAGGGACUUUGAUACUGGACUGAGUUACCUGGGGGAGGCAGGGCUGCUGGCACAGGCUGUGGGAGGUGGAAUGUUCUGGACUCGAGGCAGCUCCCGGCCAUGGCAGCAGCCUGGAGUGGCGCUGGGAGUCCUCCUGGAAGUUCCGUCUAAAGUCUGAUUCCACCGUCCUCCCCCCUCGCUGAGCCCUCAAUAAACCUCCUUGUGCUUAAA